This is a messenger RNA of Ornithodoros turicata, 6478 nucleotides long. RefSeq names its product calcium-activated chloride channel regulator 1-like. Lineage: Eukaryota; Metazoa; Arthropoda; Arachnida; Ixodida; Argasidae. Bases 343 to 3774 code for a protein of 1143 amino acids. The record is from RefSeq and is a predicted model, not a curated record. The transcript has 16 exons.
GCAGGUGUGUUCCUGUUAGUGUAUGCGCACGUGUGCGCGACGUACGUGUAGAGCCUCUCGUCGUCUCUGUGUAGUGAAUGCCACUAUUCUCCUGUGUGUGUGUGUUGUGUGGUACGUGUGAUACAAAAUGUGAAAACUGCCGUCAAGGGAUAUCCGUGUUGCGCUACUUUCACAGGCAGGCAUAUCCCAAGAGCCGAAAAGUCGGUUGGGCGGAGAAGUAUCGUCUGAAGGAUUCCAGAAGCUGCCAUCGACUCCUCCUUCUUUCAAAGACCGCCAAAAAACGUUCGGACGUGUAUAUGGACGGGAGGGCUUUGUGGUGAUGUUGUGAGCCUUCGUGCAACAAUGAACUCUACCUGUGCCGGAGUGGUAAUUGCUUCGCUUCUGGCGUGUUUGUUCUGUGUGGAUUCGUCGAGGAUUCAGCUCAAUGAGAACGGUUACACCGGUAUUGUGGUUGCGCUGUCGGCCCGCCUGCAGGGGAGCGUCGCCGGACGACAACUGAUUCCUCCGUUAGAGGCAUUGCUUCGGAACGUCUCAAUCAGUCUGUUCCAGUCGACACGGAACCGUGCCUUUCUCGAAGAAGUCAUCGUCUUGAUUCCCAAGUCUUGGGGUCCCAAAGAAACCUGGGCUCGUGCACCAAACCCUACGGUGUUGUGGUCCAGUUGGCAGUCUUACCGGGACGCCGACAUCCGCGUGGUGCCCGAUGGAGGGCCCUUCGACGACAAUCCUCACACAGUGCAAUAUGCAGGCUGCGGGAAAAUGGGACGGCAUCUAGUGCUAACAUCAAACUUCCUUCAUACGCUAGAGGAUCCUACAGCCAAGGAAAAAUACGGACAUCCGGAACGUCUCCUAGUGCGAGAGUGGGCCAAGUACCGCUGGGGAGUGUUCACUGAGCAUGGGUACCCCGGCGACCCCCUGUACCCGUCGUAUUACCUCAAAGGCACUGACCCGAGCAAUGUCCUUCCAACCCUCUGUACGGAUCAGCCAGUCGACGUACAGUGGCGGUCCUCCUCCGACCAGGACUGCAUUCGCCACGUCGAUCCAACCACAGGGCACCCACUGGCCGACGUCGACUGCCACUUGGUGCUCAACCGCACACAGGAUACCGUGUUCUCCUCGAUUAUGGCUCUUCAAACGCUGCCCAACGUGAACCAGUUCUGUGAUGGUGGUGAACAUCUACACAACGAAGAUGCACCAUCCAAACAGAACGCUCUCUGUAACUACCGUUCUACUUGGGACGUGAUUGCGAAUCACGAAGACUUUAGAAACAGGAACCAAGUUGGGGAACGUCUCUUGGGCCGUACACGGUUCCGCUACGUGCAAGAGCCACCUCUGCGUGUCGUCUUCGUCAUCCAGGUUACCUCGGAAACUAUGCAGAAGGACCGCAGGAGAUUUGUGAUGCAAGCUCUGGGAAAGUUCGCCAUGGUAGAUGCCCCUGAUGACUGCCGUAUGGGUCUGGUCGCCUUUGGAGAAGUCGAAACGCACCCACGACUUAACCUCACCUUACUGCAAUCAUCGGCCGUUCGUUCCGAGAUAUCCGCCAAGUUGCCUUUCCCAAACCCUAAGCUUAACACCUCACUGCAGGAUGCCGUCCUCAAGGCCCUCCAGCUCUUGCAGAACGACAGGGACGUUCCGAGUCAAGUGCACAACCGCUCCGCUGCUGGAGGUGUUAUUCUUCUCAUCAGCAAUGGCGUGACUGAAGCAAGACCAGCUAGUUAUCUUGGCAAGAUGCUGGCCAGGGCGCAAGUGCGACUGCAAAGUAUUAUCUACCCAGAAGCCAACUUGGAAGAAGAAAACCACCUAGACGUAGCUGUGGAGCAGACUGGUGGAAUGACAUGGAGGGUGCACGAGUCUCUCAUCAACGACCAGCACGGAAGUGUGGCCACCCUAGCAGACCUCUAUGAUGCCUUCUACUCCCUUCUGCUCAGAGGACAUUCGUCGGAUGAGACGGACAACUACGUCACGUUGGAGCGUCGCGAAUUCGGUGAGAGCGAACAGGGAGGUCCACUAUCUCUGAGCUUUGACCUGGAUAGCAGCCUAUCCCGACAGCUUUACGUCAUUCUCAUGGGUUACGAUUUCAACAAAUACGGUCUGCCAUCAGUCGCUUCAGAGAGUCUCCAGUUGACCGCUCCUCUUCUGACUCCAAGAAGGACCUACACUGCCGAUAAUCUGGGUGUCUACAGUUUUCAAAGUGACCUCAGUUACUACGCUUUUAAGAUAAACGAUCCUUCGGUGGGUCUGUGGGAGUUACUGGGAGAAGCACGGACCAAGAGCGCCCAACCGGUCAUCGCCAUCGCGUAUGCCAAGCCUUCCACAGAGGAACAGCCUAUUCUCCUUAAUGUCUGGCUCAGUCGAAACGCGUCAUCGGUGAACGCAUCUCAGGCAUUCAUUCUAUUUGCCGAAUUGAAGAAAGGGUCGCGUCCAGUGGCGGAUGCGAUGGUUACAGCCUUCAUACGACAUCCAAAAUCUGGCACCGUUUCACGGAUACAGCUCAUCGACAAUGGAGCAGGAGAUCCAGAUAUUACUGCCAGGGAUGGCGUCUACUCGAGACACUUCACGGGGUUUACAGUGACCGGGCGCUAUGACCUCAGAGUGGAAGCCAAUGACAAUGACUUAUCGGCAGUCGUUAUCGGGACUUCUGGUGUUGAAACAGAAAGCAGAACUCCUUCAGAUGCAGAAAUACCAUCUUGCUGUGGAAGCCGAGUUCCGGACGCGUUUUCCCAGAAGUCCAGUCGUUUCACGCGCAUCAGCCACUACGGUUCCUUCUUUGUCAUCACCCAAUCAGCCGACAGAGAUGAGCUGCCGCCGAGCCGUGUGACGGAUCUUCGGGUCACUGUGAUAGACAACAGGAGGUUGGCGGUUACACUUAACUGGACGGCGCCAGGAAAUGACUUCAGUGAAGGACAAGCGAGCAAGUACGAGUUGAAGAUGUUCAACGACAAGUCGAAUGCCCGCCACCAUUUUUCCAGCCACGGUCAACUGAUCGGCCAGUGGGAUCUAGAUGGCCCUUACUACGACCCUCCUCGCCCGUUCGGUGCUGCCCAAACAGCUACGAUACGCUUAAAGACGAUGGAGAGUCCAAAGUAUUUCGCCAUCCGCGCUUUGGACGACGAAGGCAACGCAGGGCCCGUAUCCAAUGUCGUCGAGGUGGUCAUCAUCCCUCCUCCUACGACGACGACAACCUCCACCCAACCAUCUUCACCCUGGGGCGGCAGCGUGACCAGUGGGUCCCCUUCAAGCGGAGCCCACAGCAGUCGGGAUAAGCUGACAGCUUCCCAGCUUGCUCUCAUUAUUGCUAUCCCACUCGCUGUUUUGCUCAUUAGCAUCAUCAUCAUCAUACUCCUGAUGGCUCGCCGGCGGAAGGCUCCACCCGCUAAAAAGUCCCCCAACAAUAACGGCAGUGCUCUGCCACCGCCAGCGAAGAUUCCACGUGAUGACAUCCCUCCGCCGGCUCCUGAGGAAGACUUGAAGCAAACAGGUCGAGUUGACAGUGCAAUCAGCCCAGUGAACUCGUGGCCUGCAACUGUUCUACUUGAUCACUACAACAAGGUGCAGCAGGCAAAGCAACGGCACGAACCACCACCCAUCAUGAUGGUUGACGACGGAGUGUCUCUCAACUCUUCCACACCGUCUCUCUACUCCAAGAGUGAUUACGGGGCUGCGCCACGUGCACUGAAACCAAGUCAUGACGUUGCGCCGUCGUAUAAUGCCGCGUAUUCUUCGUCGCAGCAUUCGCUCGAUAGGAUGGGCGCUACGCGGAAUAUCACCCAGGUAUAGCAUCGUCAAGUGACGCUGCGUCGGACUACUGUUCUUACGUUUAAAACACCUGAACUUGUAUGAAACGUGCGCGGUACGUCAUGGCACUGCGCGAAAACCAAAGAAGAACUCUGACACUCUGGUGGCACGAAAGUUAUUUCUGUGCUUCAUAUUUUGUUUGCUCUACUGAGAAAGUGCGUCGCAAGGAUGAAAUGAAAGCCAGCUAGUCAGCAGUAGUAGGUACUUGCUAUUUUGGCUAGUCAGGGUAGUCGGUUUGAAGUGUAGGUGCCUUCACAGUUGCCGUUUGCAUGAGUGAAGUACACCGCAACGAUGGAUGGAAGCGUUUGUUAGGGCAACGUAUGGCUUUCUAGUCACAUGAUUGGCUUAGUGGGCUCAUCAGUUGGAAAUCACAUUUUUAAUUUGCGCAUAUGACUGUGUCUGUGAUUCAUUCAUUUACACGCCCUGGAUGCGCACUUUUUAGUAUAAAGAUUGUUUGUUUCUGCACAUAAAUCUGUAAAGUUCUUAUAUACUUCAGGAAGAAGUUGGUCACAUAGCCGCGUGGCUUUCCAUAUGUGCAAUACUAAUGACCACACGAUGCAACCUUGAGUCUAUGGUAUCCAAAGUUUAUAGACAACAUAUAAAAGCCGCCUCAGGUCCACGAAGGAGAUAUACAGUCAACUCUCCUUUUAUGAACUCUCGAUUUCAUGAAGGAUUUUUCCAGGAACGUUGACCGUUCAUAAAUUGUCAAAAUCGCAACGGCUAUAGGAGCAUAUAUAGUUUUAACGACAAGCUUUCGUACAGAGUCUGCACUUCUGAAAAACGUUUAUUAACAGAGUGAGCAGCAACCUUCGCAGUUGAAUGGCGGCGCUAAACACCGUACUCCGUGCGGAAGUAGACCCAACCUACGUGUCCCGAUAGCACCAAAGUUUACUGAUAUUGAGCUAUAAAGUACACUUCUCACGAUUCCAGGAUACCGCCAUUUUCCCAAGGUCCAAACAUCUCCCAUUACGUGUCUGAGAUAAUGAUUUCGUUAUAAUUUAUUACCGCGAUAUUAUACGGCUGUUAAUGAAGUUCGUUGUUUGUAUUCCACGCAUUUCUGUAGUACCCUAUCGCGCGUUCGUUGAACGUUGAAUUCAGCCAGUUCUGAAUGGGGCCAUAAAAAUGUAAUGUCUCGAACGACCUAUCAUCGCCAGGCCUGAUUUGUCCACCGUGAUUCUCUUACGCAAUAGCGAAUGUUGAACUCCCGUAAACUCAAAGGGGUAUAUUCAAAAUUGGAAGGAAUCACUUUGCUAUUUUUAGGAACAUUUCCUCAAUUAUUAUUAAACUAUCGUUUACUAUUAGGAACGACGAUAAUCGUAUAGACGCCAAACUCUUCAAACAGAACUUAACCGCAUAGCUCGCUCUUCGUCAACCAUCAUCCCGAAUGACACUGUUCUCUCCUCUGAUCUGUUGGAAACGAGAGGCGUACGCCUUUGGUGAGACUCAUGUAGUUACGAUAAACGUCACAAACGUGCGUACGCCCCGUGCUUUCCACAAAUAAGGGGUGAUAACGGUAUCAUUCUGUGCACCUUGAGCGUGCAAUGUCACGUUCUGGUUUAAGAGUGGCGCACACGUGGAGCACGAGAUUCAUGAAGUCAGGAUCAAUCGGUAUUUCGUGCAUAGGUUGGGAAUAAUGUUAUUCCAUCCAGCUACGCCUUUCUUUCUACCAACAAUACUGACGUUCUCGUCCUAUGUUCCUUCCUUCUGUUCCGACUGUCAGUGUAUCUAAUGCACCACUAUUGCUUCUACAAGGAAAGAGGAAUAACAAAGGCUGCGAAAUCCGUCAUGCAACCAAUAUUGCAAUCGGGCUCUCGAAACAUUUUCCCCGCGGCGAUUUUGUGUUGGGUAACUGAGACAAACUGCGCAAAGCGCCCGCAGAAGGUGGAUAAAUAUAGCGCUCGCUGCUGCCCAAUAUAUUUCGCUCCUCGUAUGUACACAGUAAACCAGCCUUCAGGACCCAACUCCUAAUGAACACCUUUUCUCGAUGUUACGAAGGCUCCAAGAUCAUAUUACGAUCACAUCACGAAUGAACGACGUCGCCGGAGGUGCCCGGCAUACACUCUCAGAAAAAAAGGGUGUGACAAGGUCGUGUCGUAACUUCUAUAGUUACCACCUAUAGGUCAACAUGGCGUCUCAUAAAGGGUGUAAAAGGGUUGUAAAAGCAAUUAUCAUAUAUCCAAAUUGCUACGAAACGGCGUACGCCCGCCUCGCUCACCGAAUCAGAAGUGGUAACCCUGUCAUGCGUGGGAGAGAGUGAGGUAGCAGGUAGAACUUUGCAACCUUUUAGGCACAACAUAUGCGACAAAUAUUACCUCCUGAAAGGUGUAACUGCUCCACCCUUUUUUCUGAGAGUGUAUGGAGGCAUUACUUGUAGUUAAUACAUCUAAAUUCACGAAGGUAGACAGAAAAAGUUUGCAGGACGUUUCCGUGGUUUUUAAUGUGAGGACCGUCUAAAAUUUUUACUGAAUUUUUUCCGGUUCUUUCGCUGUCUCUUUCAAGAUGCUAGCAAAGUUGAUAAGGUGUGCAUGCACGAAAGGUGGACACUUGGGACCAUGGAAUCAUCAUUGUCGUAAGGGCGCAUCAUUCUCAGUACAAUUCCACUUCUACUAUGUACAUAGCUCUCCCUCUGAUGCAUUACAUUUCUGUAUACGAUUUUUACGCAAAAAUAAAGGCGUUUAUUUAUCAA